GCUCAGUUGCUAAGCUGCAGCCGAGGAGGAGAACCUCAACUGUCAACAGGCGGGAUAUCUCCGGUCAUGAGCCCCUAAACAGAGGAUCCACCGACGGUUAACCGAUUAAACUUUGACCCCCCUGUGCAUUCACAUGAUUACCGGCGGGCAGACGAAGGUAAAGUGUUCCUGAUGGUCUGUUUUCAGCUGUAAUGAGCUAACCUUACAGACAGGUGAACUCUGCUAACUUUAGCUCCUGUUACCGCAGACGGUGGUGAGACCAUCACAGACUGAUUUACAGGUGUCGGAGAGCACUGAUGGACUUAAAGUCAACACUCUGAGACUUCAAACUCACUUCAGCUCAGUCUAAGUUUGAGCUAAUUUACUGUUUUAUCUGCUAAAUUAGUUAAGAUGUGAAACUUAAUCAGAUUAAUUUACAUUAACUCAGAAUUAAACUGGCUUUAGUUUGCUGUCCCAUUCUGGAGGUUUGUGUUUGAGUAAGUUUUAGUCCAUUAAUACAUCUAUACUAAUGUGGGUGUCAAAUACUCAGUAAGACUGGAUCAGUUAUUCUGUGAUAUUUGUGAAUUAGAUAUUCAGUCAAAUUUUAUUUAUAUAGCGCCGAUUCUCAACAGUCGUCAUCCCAAGAUGCUUUUCAGAGAACAAGAGCAGGUCUAGACCACGCUCAUUGUUUGAUGAAUUAUCAAGACCCAACCUGAGAUGGGAUUUGGCCCAUCUCAUCUAACAUGAGUAACAGAGGUGAGGAAAAACUUCCUUUUAACCGGCAGAAACCUUGGAGAGGACCAGACUGAUGCUGGACAGCCACCAAGCCGCUGCUGAGCUGGGGAGGAAUACAGAGAGAGGUAGGGAGGGAGAGAGAGGAGUAGGAGGUAGAGAAAGAGAACAAGGGAGAAGGAAGGAGAGAGAGAACGAGCAAGGAAGAGGGAGGGAGAGAGAGAGAGACAGGGGACAGCAGUAACAUUAAAACAACAACAACAACAACAGCUCAUGUAAAACAAAAUAAUUCAGUUUACAGGGUUAGGAUAUGAGUAAUUAUGGACAAUGUUAAACUAAUUUAAUGUGAUUACAGUCAGCAGGCCGAAUAGUAGUCAACUCUAGUUUUAUGUUAUUAAUGUCAGUGAGGCUGAUGAUGAACACUCAAUCAAUUAGUCUGUCAAACCUUUACUAAUACUUGAACAAGCAUUUAUAAUGAUAUCAGUCAGAUAAUGGACAACAUUCAGACUCCAAAGACUGAACAGAGGCCGUUAAAAUAGUCAAACGAGAGAUUCUGACAUGGAAAUUAAAAUAUUUAAUACUAAUAUAUAACAAAGUGUUUGAGAUAAAGUAUCAGCUGCACUAAAAUUGUCAAGUAGACUGAUGAUUAAGAUGGGGUACCACUCUUAAUUUGUUCUGGCGUACAUAUUCUCAUUCAUGUCUGCAAAUUUGUUACUAAAAGGUAUACGGAAUACAUUUAUGUCUACAAACCAUGUGCAAUUUUAGACACUCAUCUGCCAGUGCAAUCCUGUGCUAUGGGCAUCAUGCAAUUCAAUUCAAUCUCGCACUUACGCACUCAUCACUUUAACAAGCUGAACUGUAGCAAAUGGCACUUUAAACACCUUUAGCACAUGACACUUUAAUUAACACUUUAGCACUUUACAAUUCUCUUUUUUAAUCUUUUUGGUCCCUUUACUAUUGGUCACUUAGUUUUUGGUCUGUGUACGUUGUUCAUGUAUAUUAUGUGUAUGUUGUCAGUGUUUCACUAUCUUAGUCAUGUUGUUUGUACUUUUAACAUUAUUGCUUUUAUGUUUAACAUCAACCUGUCAAUGGGACCGGGGAUGGAAAUUAGCCAUUUGGCUAUAAUCCCACAUAUUCACAUGUAAAUGUUCAUCAAUAUGUACUGUUCCCAUUUUUCAAAAUAAAUAAAUAGAAAAAGAAAUAGGUGUGCUAAUGAAAAACAGUUACAGGAAGAUGUUUAAAGUUGAAAAUGUACUUUUUAUGGACUGUCCAAGAGAGAUAAAGUAUUAGAAGUGAUCCCAAAAUAAGUAUAAAGACUUUAAAGCACAUUGCAUUACAGAAAGAGGACACUAUUAUUACAGAAGCUAAAUUUAACAAUAGAGUAAUGAUAUAUGAGGCUAAAGUAAGUUAAAGAUGUCUGAUAUUUGUCCUUGUCAGUGUUUACAGCCCUUAUCCCAUCACUUGUCAUGGUUCUGUCUGUACAUGAGUUCACUGAGCCUCCCUGAAGACUGUCCUGAAGUCUGCUCUUCAGUACGACAGGAGCUGCAGCCGAGCCGCUGAUGGAGGGAGUUAUUUCUCUGUUACUCUCAGGGGAACUUCUUUUACAUGCUUACUCAUGAUUCUGUACGACUAUGGUGUCAAAAUUCUGCAUUGAUCAUUUUAGUCUAUAUUUGUAUGUUUGACCUUUGACCUGAGCUUCACUCUACACAAUGAUGAAUGAUUUGAUCUUCAGUUUCCUGGAUCGCUGGUUUGGAGCUCAUCUCAUUAAACUGCUGUUCUGCGAUAAUUCAAAUGUCCUCUCGCUACAGCGUGGUCUACAGGAAUGUAACAUAACUGCUUAAGUAAUCAGCUUUAGUAAUGGAGUCCGACCUGCAGACCAACAUGUUAUACAGCCCCUCUUUAUCUUCUUAUAGGCACCACACUGAGUCCAUUCACAUCCCCCACUUCUCUGCUGUGUUUCGAGGAGCUGUUGUUGCAGCUUGGCCGACGUUGUUGUUGUUGUUGUUGUUGCCUUUUUAAAAGAACCAGGUCACCCUUUUUAAAACUAUCCUGCAGUUUGAUAUUCAGUCAUUUCUGAGUGUAACCUUAAAUGUUAAGAGUUCAUACUGACAGACCGAUCGAGAUCAUUGGAGAGAGGAGGAUUUGGAGAGUACAAAUCUUCCCUGGAGCAACACUCAAGUGUCCAUGCAGCAUUUUAAGAGGCUCUGUGAUCUACUCUGAUAAAGCUCCUGACUCUUCUGGGUUUUGGAAACUGAUUUCAGGCCAGAAAAGAGGAAAAAUAUAAUCAAAUAAAAAACAGUUCCUGACACUGAUCUCAUCUUCUGUGUCAUAUCUCUGUGGUUUCUGUCUGUGCAGGGGGAGGACGCUCAGUGCACAGGGUGAGAGAGAAGCUGAUGUCUGCCCUCAGAGGUCCAGACUCAUCUUGAUGUUUUAACUUCAGCCGGGGUCGAGGAUUUCUAAGAAGCAGCCGGGCUCCCAGUCUGACCAGUAUGGCUGUUGCCAACCCCACCAAGAUCUCCUGGAAGCUGCGUGAGUCAAGUCUCAAAAUCUCCUCUUUGAAAUUUGACUGAAAAUACUCGUGAAACUUUACCUGACGCCCGUUUUUACCUGCUGUUUACAAACUAUUUUCAUACAAACAGAACAAAACUGAAGAUGACUCUCUUGAAUUUUUGUACAGAGGGGUUCGAGGCUCACUCCCGCAGCGUUUCCUGUUUGUCACUGGCAAAGAGCUCCGGCCGCCUGCUCGCCACAGGAGGAGAAGACUGCACGGUCAACAUCUGGGCCAUCAGCAAGGUCAACUGCAUCAUGGUGGGACAUCCUCACUUCAACACCGAUCACCUGCUGUAUGCACCGCUCACUGCUUUACUUACUUCUUGUGCUUCUUUUGCGGUCCCUCAGAGUUUGACUGGGCAUAAAAACCCGGUGGAGUGUGUGCUGUUCAACAUGUCAGAGGAGCAGGUGGUCGCCGGCUCCAGAUCUGGAUCAAUACGAAUCUGGGACCUGGAGGCUGCAAAGAGUGAGAUCUAGUUUGUUCUCCGUUAGUGAUCGUGAACAGAUUCAAUGAUUUCUCAGUACCUUCAGUACUUCAGUUUCUCAGUAACGUCUCAUGUGUUCUUGUUGUCUUCAGGUUUAAGGACUCUGAUGGGACACAAAGCCAACAUCACCAGUUUAGGCUUCCAUCCUUUUGGGGAUUUCCUCGCAUCCAGCUCCAUGGACACAAACAUCAAGGUAGAGAAGUCGAUGUGCACUUCAGGGUCCAGUUUUUGAGUUUCAUUCGUUACAUUGUUAGAACUUUAAAGGUGGGGUAGUCAGGAUCUGAGGAAGUGCCAGUUUUUAGGAUUAUUAUUAUUAUCAAAUGAACAUGAACCUGUGGGCGAGAACAUCUUUAUUCAUAAUCUGCAUUCAUGGUUUUCCUCUCUCUCCCUGAACGUGAACGUGGCGUCUCUGACAGCUGUGGGACGUGCGAAGGAAAGGAUACGUGUUCAGAUACAAGGUAAGAGCCGCGGCGUGCUGAGCGGGUUGUGUUUUUUUGUAAUCAUUUUAAAACUUUAAGGUUUAGGUCGUUUUUAAAUUCUCUGUAAUGUAAAAAAAACGUUACAGCUUUUAGUGUGAAAAACAGCGCUGAAGGUCAACGGAAAACAACAAAUGACACGAACACAAAAAUAUUCAAGAAAAUGGAAAAAUAUGUUUCUAAGUAAAAAUAUUUUGCUGCAAUUUUUUUUUUACUUAAAUCUAUUUUAUUUUGAAAUAAAUUUUUGUGUUUCAGUUAUUUAUGUUUUCACUGUAUUUUUGUUGUUUAGCGCUAACUUUCUGAGCGUCAGAGGUUUUAUUUUGAAGGACAGAGCCUCUCUUACAUAUGUGGUCAGUCAAGUCUUGCUUGUAUUUGCGUCGCAGGGUCACACGCAGGCGGUGAGGAGUCUGGCCUUCAGUCCAGACGGGAAGUGGUUGGCCUCAGCCAGCGAUGACUGCACCGUGAAGGUACGAACUGACCUGACAGAACAGAGAGACGAAAAUCACAAAGUUUGGAGAAGAAGGAAGGUUGAUUUAAAAGACACAAGUUUGGUGUGGCCGCAUUUAUUUGUACAGCGUUCAAAAAGAAAUAUAAGAUCAAUUAAUUUAUCCUUAAAGCUGCUAUGAGGGAGUUUUUUUUGACAGAUUUACGUUGGUGCCUUUUAGACCUGGCUGCAGAAACAAAUGAGAGGGGGGCGCACUUAUUUAUACCUGUAUUUUAUCUACUUCAGGCUUAACAGCAGCUCUUGGCCACUCCCACAGUAUUGAAAUGUUAUUUUCUCUCAGUAACAAGAGGCGUUUCAUCUUUAAAUAUACAGGAAAUACAGUGGUGACUGUAGUGCUGUGUUCAUUUAUUGUCAAUAAGACAGAGGCCAGGGGCAUUCAGAGAAUCAGCCAGAGGACUUUUCCUGGGAAAAAUAAGCAAAGGCUACUUUGUCCACAGGGGGCGCCAAAAUUGACACAAACCAAAAGCCCCUCACAGGAGCUUUAAGGAUGGCUACGAUGACUUUAAACAUACUUUUUCAUAUUCAGACUCAAACCAGCAGUGAAUCUGUCUAUAAAUAAUGAAUCUGAUGAGUAUUCAUGGUUUGGUUUGGUUUAGUUUGUGAAGUGUCUUUUCUCUCUUUUUGAUCGCGUCUCUCUCGCCUCUGUCAGCUUUGGGAUCUCACUCAGGGAAAGACAAUCACAGAGUUCAAAUCUCACACCGCAGCCGUCAACAUCGUUCAGUUUCACCCCAACGAGUAUCUGCUGGCAUCGGGAAGCUCUGACAGGUACGACAACAACCUGAGGACGUGAGUCAGUCCUCGGGGACAUGGUUUCGUUCUGCUUUCAGAUGAACCAUGAUGUGAUCGCAGCAGCUCUGCGUUACUGUGAACCUGCUCCUGGACGCUCACAGAGUUUUUGUUUACAUUGACCUCCUCAGGACCAUCAAGCUGUGGGAUCUGGAGAAGUUCCGGAUGAUCGGCUCAUUAGAGGGAGACACCACUCCUGUCAGGUGAGUUUUUAUCACCGUCAGAGUAGAGCAACAUGUCGGCAGACUGUGACCUCUGACCUCUGUCUCUGUGUUGUAUAUUAGGUGUAUAUUCUUCAGCCCAGACGGCAGCUGUCUGUACAGCGGGGCCACAGAUUCUCUGCGGGUCUUUGGCUGGGAGCCGGACCGCUGUUUCGAUGUCGUUCCCGUGGGCUGGGGAAAAGUCGCUGAUCUCGCCGUGUGCAACCAACAGCUGGUGCGUAGCUUUACCCGCGGGAGAGAAACAUCACUGCUGAUCAUGAACACAUCCUGAAAACUCAUCUCUCCCCUGUUUUCGUCAGAUCGGCGUGUCUCACGAGCUCUCCAGUGUGUCUUCAUACGUGGUGGAUCUGAAGCGGGUGAAGAAGAGCGGCGGCUCCGUGAUCCAGGGAAUCAUCAAGGACAGCCAGCCGCUCUCAGAGCCGAAGGAUGCCAAAGGAGCAGCCCUGCGCAGAAACUACGACAGACCCACGACCACCUGCAGCUCACAGAGGUUCGACUCACAGUUACACCGAUCUUAGAGCUCACACGCCACAGAUCAGAGCGAUCUUUACUACUCUGCCAUGAAAGGAAGAGUUUGAGUUUCUGCUUGGAUCUGAGGGUGAAGCACAGGUAUAACACGCUUCUUUAGAUCAAAACAAACACCUGUCAACAGACGGAGAGGAGGGGCUUACUAAGGUCAUUAAGGUCACUGUAAGAACAUAAGGUCUAUGGCAUGUUUAUGGUCAGAGCUGCAGGUUCAUCUGAUGCACACAGACAAUCAGUCCACAGGAGCAGGUUUUAAAUCAUGUCGUCAGUGAUUUCACAUGAAGUAGAAGAAACUGAAACUCUGUUCUUUCUUUUGACGCCUUUGUGAAGCUUCAAAGUUCACCAAAAAAGAGUUAAAGGGACAUUCCCGUGUAAAAUUAAUUUAGGGUCAAACCGUAACACCGAGUUAGACCCCCCCUCCAGAGAUGAAUGUUGUCGACCGCUUGCUUCUCUAGUUAUACCAACUUUAGUAACGACUGCAGGAUAGUAAUACAGAGAGCCACGCCCUCAACCAAAACGCCACUCUAUAGCCACAAAUAAUGCUCAGAACAGCACCUAACUUCAUCAACAGGACAUAUAGGGUCACAGACAUAGUACUAGACACCAAACAUCUUUUUAACUUUGACUCAUUUCUUUAGCAAAGAGACUAAACACAACUCACCUACUCUCUUCCAGCAGCCGCUUGUUUCUAGAGACCUCAGGCCAGUCUAUUACAGACUACAGCGGGGUGACGCAGCUCAAGGAAGAACAUUUAUGAUCAUAACGUUUUAAAAUUAAAAGCCAGAUUAUUUUACAACAUGAACUUGUUCUUAUUUGAGUUGUGCGUCACUCAGUCAAACGUUGUGGUGUCGUCAGGUUGAGGCAGAGCUCAGAAGCUGAUAGGCGGAGUCCCGAGGGUGAGAGGCGGAGCCCCAGUGAGGACGAGGCGGAGGAGAAACUGUCGUCCGCUGAAAUCCACAACGCCGAAGAUUACAAAGAAAUCUUCCAGCCGAAGAACGCCAUCUGUAAGUUCACGAUCAGCUGAUCCACGCUCUCGUUUCCUCCGUAUUUAUGAUCGAUAUGCUGACUCAGCUCUUCUGUCUUUUAGCUCGCACUCCUCCCAAGAUGUCCGAGCCUUUUCCCGCUCCUCCAGAGGACGGUGAGACACGAGUUAACAGUGUGUUCACAUUCAGCACUCACCUGAUUUUAAAAACAAAGAUUGACUUCACCUCUUCAUCUUCUUCUUCUUCAGAGACAAUUUUAGCGAUCAGUCGUCAGCUGAAGGACAUGGUCUCUCCAUUUCCUGACAAGAUGCAGGUCAGUGAACGCAGCGUCUCCAGUGUUUUUUUAAUGAGUGAGUGUUUCUGCUUUUUCACAUAAAGCCAUGUUUUUUAUGUCCCAGGCUGCUCCACAGGCGUCUUCCACGCCAGUCCAGAGGGUGGAGCCCACAGUGGUGUCUUCUGCCACGCGGCCCGUCCCCUCAGUUGCAGUCCCACCUCCCUCAAACCCCCCUCCCUCCUCAGGCCCGCCUCCUCCUUCGCAGCCUCCGGUCAUCACUUCAAAGUCCAAACCACAACCCAAGAUCAUCCCGAGCACCAGGAACGAGCCCAUCGGAUUGAACGUGGCCGACUUCCUGCCAGUGAGCUCCUCAGUUUUUAUUCAGAGUCCUGCAGCUCUGUAGACUUUGGAUCAGAACCUGAAUUUGUUAGAUUGAUAACGUUUGUGAUCAUUCAGUCUGGGUUUGAGAGAGGAGGCCAUAUUUGUCUACUGUGUCUCUCCUCAGUCUCCUCCCAACAACCGAGCCGGCGCUCUGAGCGACGAGGAGGCUCUGUCCCAGAUCAAGAAAGGUCACGACACCAUGUGUGUGAUGCUGAGCAGCCGACACAAAAACCUGCAGACUGUCCGAGCCGUGUGGGCCCGGGAGGACGUCAAGGUGAGACUCUCCUGUGUUUCUGACAGCCAAUGAAAAGAAAGCUGCUGGAUGAGCACCCAGGACUUGGUAGUGGCCGGCGCCAAACUCCCCCCAGAUUUCACAUCCUCACAGUCAUGCUUCACUCACUCCUAGUAAACGAAUCACAAAAUCCCAGUUAGGAGCAGAUUUGAGUUGUCAUGCAUUUGAGUCGUCACACACAUCUUCUCGCUCUCUGUUGCUGGGUUUCAAAUGAACUAAUGGCUCGGCUGGAUUGUUGUUUUCGAUUUGGGCUCGGCCACUUUGUCCUCGUUGUUAUUUUUUAGACGCAGCUCUGAGUCAAACUUGCUCUCGUGUUUGUGUCUUCUCUCUCUGCAGAGCGCUCUGGAUGCUGCUGUCGCCAUGAACGACCUGUCGAUCGUCGUGGACAUCCUCAACAUUAUCAACCUACAACCGUAAGACACGACAAACUCAUCCUUCACACCUUUAUGUUUUUGAAUUUGUCAAACUUUUGUUCAUAAUAUGUUGGAUAACAUGGUUGUGAUUUGAGUUUUAUUGGUAAGAUAUAAACUAAAUCUGAUCGUUUUUGGACUGGAAUGAAACACACAUGGAUUCAUAAAGUCAGAUGUGAAUAAAUAUGAAGGAGGAGCACUUAGAGCUCGUGUUUUAUUCUGACUCUGAUCUCUUUCAGGUCUCUGUGGAAGCUGGACCUCUGCACAACAGUCCUCCCUCAGAUCGACAAACUCCUGCAGAGUAAAUAUGAGAGGUGAGCGGCUCUGAGUGAACCUCCAGUGUUCCUCUAGACCUGAUUCUGGAUUAUGUGGAACGAUAAAGAUUAAAAAAUAUUUUUCGGAGACAGAAGGAGAGCUUUACACUCCCUGUCACAAGAUCAGAUGAAGAUGUGCGACUGUGUGUUUGUGACUGUCUGUCUGUCUUUGUGUGUUAUCAGUUACAUGCAGACCGGCUGCACGUCUCUAAAGCUGAUCAUGAAACACUUCUGGACGCUGAUCUCAGACACGCUUAAGGCCACGCCCUCUGUAGGAGUGGACAUCACACGGGAGGAGCGGUGAGUCACAGCCGUCUGAAUGAAAGCGUGGAGUCAGAUCUGUCAUUGUUUGUGGUUUGGAGCCGGAUAAAAAACGGCGAUCUAAGAGACAGCAGAGCAAGCGUUUGUCCUGCGCAGCUCACUCUCUUCAUGAUGAUGUUGUUUCUGCAGACACCACAAGUGCAGAGCGUGCUGCAAGCAGCUGAAGAACCUGAGCAACCUGGUGAAGAACAGAGCGGCGCAGGUCGGUCGUCAUGGCAGCGCCUUCAAAGAACUGCAGCUACUGAUGGCGCCGCUUGAUGACGCCCUCUGAGAGCGCCUGGACUCGACCACUGGACUGCUUCUAACCCACCUAUCUGACGGGGGACCAUCAGGUGUCAGCUGACCACAAACAGGAGCUCAUUCACCUGAGGUUCAGACAUUUCUGCACUUUGUGUCUCGAUAUGGUCACGUGAGACAAAUGAAGAAAAAGAUAAAGUUGAAUUUGAAACGCUCCGGAGGCCUCGGUCACACACUGGACGUGGGGAGAGGAACUGUGUGAACAAAAGUGUUACUUAAAAAAAAAACAUAUCCAGAGACUGAGAUUAACGGCUGUUUGGAGAGCGUCCUGACCGAGACGGACGCAGCUUUGAGCAUCCAGACUGGACACCUCCUGCAGGCUCGGCUCUUCAAACAGAGUCAGGCCUCCUGCCUGAGAAUAAAACGACAAUCUGAGAAGUCUGACUCUGAACAAAAACUCUCCGAAGAAGCUGGUCGACCAAAACCUGUGCACCCCUAACGCUCACUAAUGAACACUCGGACACUCGUUGCUCAGACGACAGAGAGUCUGUCACAUUUCUUGUCACACUUGAACACUCGAUCACUUUGUCUCACUCUGUAGAUUUGUUGUUUUUUUUACACAGACCGACUGAGGCGAAGACUAACUUUGUUUUCGGACGUCUAACACUAAAAAAACCUGAGGAGGAAAAGCAGAACCACAUUCCUACACACUGAUUUCAACAUUUUCAAAGUCUUUUUCUACUCUCUCAACUUUUCACACUUUUCAGACAUUAUUGUAAAUGUACAGUUCUACUGUUUAUUUAAGAAAUAAAGUUGUUUAUGUCGGGACACGGGAUUGAAGAAGAAAAUGAAAGACCUACACGGACAGAUUGGUGUAACUUGUCUGCCCUUUCAUGAAGUACUAAUAAAGUUUUCAAAAAUGAUCAAA
Molecule: messenger RNA, 10399 nt
Organism: Xyrichtys novacula (pearly razorfish)
Lineage: Eukaryota; Metazoa; Chordata; Actinopteri; Labriformes; Labridae
Source: the annotation of a GenBank genome assembly